AUGCGACCUGUUCUGCUUCUCUCACUGGGCGCUGCCCUGAGCCUUGCUGCUCCCGCCGCCAUCGUGCCAUCUCACGGCCUUCAAAUCGACGACAGCGACCUUCUCAAGGUUCGCGAGGAGACCACUAUCCAUAUCGACGACAGUGAUCUUAUGAAGGUGCGCCAUGUCUCCUCAGAGCCCGAGCAGCCUUCGCGGCCGGCACAUGAAGGCUGCAUCUUGAUGCACUUCUUCCACGCUGCCCCGCGAUAUCUUUCGAAAUCCUUGGGCCGUGUCGAGACCGUUGGCGCAAACUCGAGGCUUCUCCCUGUUUUCUGGUUCAACAAGAAGACUGGCGAGGAAGAUGGCCAGGCAACGGCCACUUCCCUAGAGACCACCGAAGACAGCGAAUCAAAGCACGGUGGUGAUAUUCUGUAUCUGGCUGAUGGAGAGCAUCAAUCAUUGGGACGACACAAUCGCCAUCAUCGCCAUCACCGCCACCACCGUCACCGCCACCCAAUUAUCCAUACCGUAAUGGUCUGGGCACAUAUCAUUUCUUUCUUGUUUCUGAUUGGCUUCACUGUUAUUUACCUCGUCAGCUUCGUCCUUAGCAAGACAUGCGAUGACUCCGAGGAGCCUGAGGAAGAAAAGGGGCAAGAGCGAGUUUUCCUCGACGAGAAGAAGGCCCUCGGCCUCAUUGAGGAGGUGUAG
Molecule: messenger RNA, 687 nt
Organism: Clonostachys rhizophaga
Lineage: Eukaryota; Fungi; Ascomycota; Sordariomycetes; Hypocreales; Bionectriaceae
Source: the annotation of a GenBank genome assembly